This is a messenger RNA of Anopheles stephensi (Asian malaria mosquito), 5160 nucleotides long. It is a transcript of the gene jdp, whose product is annotated as J domain-containing protein. Gene Ontology annotation, cellular component: cytoplasm. The record is from RefSeq and is a predicted model, not a curated record. NCBI's taxonomy places the organism in Eukaryota, Metazoa, Arthropoda, Insecta, Diptera, Culicidae. Bases 966 to 1514 code for a protein of 182 amino acids. The transcript has 4 exons.
GCGUGGCUCUCGCAACGGGCAGCAGGCAACAGCAAAAGGCUCUUUAGCAGCGGGCCCGCUGUACCGAUGCGUGGAUGCAAAGGUCGGGCUUAGUGGUUGAUCAGGCACGCUUGCGAGAGGUCGAAUCGAAGUUAGCGAAAUUCGUGUACACGCUCCAGAGCAACAGAGCCCAACCAGGCAACAAACUACCAACCAUUCGUACACUUUCACACAAGCCGCAACAUACAUCGGGGUACGCGAUAAGCUGUGGGCAGUGGUUGACCCACACACAGGUCAGUUGUGGUCCCAGGGUAGACCAGUGUUCCCGCUAGUCGAGGCGCAUUAGUGUGGUUCCCGAUAGUCGUGUGUCGCUUGUUGGGUAGUUGUCGCUGUGUUUUAGACGUGAAGUGGUGUAGUGAAGCGGAAAGCGCGGUCAUCUAGUGGCACCAUUUACGACAUUUCGGCAACGGACAAAAACCCACAACACUCACCAAGUCCAACAAGUGUACAGCGACAGAGCUCGUCUGAGGUACUUAACGCCCGCAUUACCAUUUGGUUGGAGUCAUCCGUCAAUCAAACAUCAGAAAACCCGUUCGGAGCAUAGCCAGCAAAAGGGAAAGUCGUUCGAUUUUGCAGCGGAUUUUGGAUUGUUUUUCGGGGGGGUCACUCGGCUAACCAGAUCGGCGUGUCUGUUUGUGUGUGUGUUCUUGUGAAUCUGUGAAAUUUCUGUGCGUGUGUAGGGCAAGGUCGCAAAACCUAGACGGUGAGAAUUGGCCCAGUAACGCCGUCGCGCCGUACAGCUCAGCGUAUAACAACAGACCACCUUGAGCCUGUUUCAUACAUAGGCACCUGCAGCGCGCACACAUAAACAAUCGUGCAACAAUCAACCCGUCGUUACGCACAUCGAGCUUUGCAACUUCAACUUCGUCGUGUUUUCUUUAGAAGGACUGGUCUCACUGAACCUAGAACAACAACAGUCCCGAACGAUGAGCGGAGUCGACGACAUUCUGGCGUACAAGCGUGACUCUAAGGAGGAUCUCUAUGGGUUAUUGAACUGCAGCGAAACGUCUACAGUCGACCAAAUCCAGGCCGAGUUUAAAAUACUCGCGCUACAGUAUCACCCGGACAAGAACGAUGGUGACAAGGAGUCUGAGGCCAAGUUCCAGCAGCUGAAGGAAGCGAAGGAGAUCCUGUGCGAUCCGGAAAAGCGGGCCAGCUACGACAAGUGGCGCAACAGUGGCAUCAAGAUCAGCUACAAGAACUGGCUCGGCAUGAAGGAGCACGUCCAGCAGAGCAUGCACUGGGCUAUCCCGAAAACGAAGGACCGGAUGCUGCCGGAGGGUGGUGCAGCUGGUGGUGGCGGUGCCGGUGCCGGUGCCGGAUCUGGAUCGGGGCUGAGUGCGGCCCAACCGAACCCGGCCCAUCGGCGUGCUUCGGAGGGCGGUGCGGCACUCUACUACGGUGGGCGUAAGGGUGAGUGGGGUUCAGAAAAUUCGAGCGAAGUCGUCAGCAAGUUCCGCAACUACGAGAUUUAAACAGCGGAACGAGGAUGGAGGAGUGCACCCCGCUUGGGGUUGAGGUGAUCCACAGAGGAAAAGCUUUUGUCUUUGAAGAGUCCUUGAUGUCCUUGAUACGUACCUCCACAUACACACACACAAGUACACAUGCACACUGCCUGCGUCUGCUACUCCCUGGCGGUGGGAAAGAAACACUAAACCACUCAUUGAAUCUUUCAUCUCUUUCUCUCUAACUGUCUCCCUCUCGUUCGCCACCUGUCCGAUUACCUCUCAACCUCUAAGACCACAUCAACUAAGGGUUGCGAAUUUAAUGAACUCACGGUUGAAUUGAUAAUUGGAGCAGAUACGUUUCCAUGUACUCUGUCUACUUCAGCGGACGGUAAACGUCCAUGAAUGUGUGUGUAUGUGUGUGGUAUUUGUGCGGUUUUCGUAUUCAGCACACGCGGAGGGUUAAUAUUUUAUCCCAUCCUUCUCCGAUCCCACUGCCCCAUUUCGUCUGCGGUUCGAGGCUUCCUCCUCUAUUUUGGCAAGGAACGCCCUUUCCGUUUUCUACCACAUUCUACGCUUUCCGUCGCUGUAAACCGCCUCAGUAACUCAUGUGUCACCAGCCUUCAACCAGCCCUACUACAGCCCCUUCCAUUCCCAGUCUAUCUGGUGAGGAUGAAAUGAAAAUUGGAUGCUGAUGCUGAUGAUGAUGAUGAGAAUCCUUGAGAAGCUAUGCAGAAACAAUACAGGCCCUCACCAAAUAUUGCUUCACGGGCAACGUAUAGUGGUAAGAAAGUGAGCUUCAAAAGACCGCAAGCAAGGGUUAAAUUGAAAUUGAUUUUUGUGCUCAAAGAAGACACACAAACUACUUACAAUGGCGUGUAGACGAAGCGUACCGAUGUGCGUAACACUUGGGUAAUUGAAUAAUUAAAUGAAUUUGCUCGAAGAAUUAAUUGAGUGAAGAAGCUGAGGAUGCCUAUUAUAAAUGGGGCUGAAACGCAGAACAAAAAGUCUCUUAAGAAAAGAGAAUUAAAUAAAAAAAUUACACACACACACACACACACAGUGAAAAAACAAACAUUCACUGAUGAAUUGCAAGCUGAUGUGCCCAAAAAACUAUGUCGGGAUCCAAGGAUCAGUGUAUUCUGAAGUCUGCAGGCUUAUGUGAAAAAGAAGAAAAAGGAAAAAAACACAAAAAAAAGAAGAAACAACCCCCAUCACCCCACUCUGACGCUAUUUGGACCCUGAAACGUGUGUAUUCCUGAUGUUCUUCCCUUAUUCUCGUGAAUUGAUGUGUUAUAGUUGUUAUAUUGUUGUUGUUAAACGCACACACUCACAAAAGGAAACAAAAAUGAGAAAAAAAUCCUAAACACGAUAAGGCGAAAACUAAAAAAAGAAGGACGACUAAACAAGAGAAAAAAAAAUCAAGAUAAUGUACGAAGAAACGAACGAGAGAAGAUAGGCAAAGAAACACAAACAAGAUAAGAGCGCGACAAAAUGACAUCAGUAAAAGCUAAAACUUAGGGUGCUAAGCACCCGUAUGAGUUGAUAAUGAUGUAAGACGACAAAAACAAUACAAGAGUAAUGAUUUCCAUAACAACAUCACGGUGUUCUAAGAACUUUUCAAGCAGCUGUCGAAGAAGCGGAAGGCAAAAACAAAAAUGAAAAAAUGAAAGUGAAUUUCGAGACAUAAGAUGAACUAGAUAAAGUGAGAAAGAGAAACAGAGAGAGAAGAAAAAGCAAAACAAAUGUCAAAGUUUGUAAAAGAUACAAACAAAGAAAAACAAAAACAAUCAGAUGAGAUAAAAUACAAAAUGAUCUGCUCUUUUGCUUUCUAUUAUAAGUAUAGAUACAUACAUAUAUUUAUAUACAAGAAGAGGCAAAAAUGGAAAAGAAAACCCAACAUGAAACUACUAUUGAAACAUCACACAAAUACAAAGAAGAAUUCCCUUUUUGUGCAAGGAAAGCAUAUUUUUGUUACCUAACUAUACCUAAUAUACGAUAUAGAAGCACAUCCCGGAUGGCAAAAUAGAACAAAAAAUGGAAGACAAAACAAAAUGUAUGACAUUGUAUUUAAAACUAUUUAAACAAUCAAGCUGUGUAGAUGAUAAUAUACUGAUAUAGAGAUAUACAUACAUACACUACCGUAGACAUAUAGAUUUAUUGAUGUUAAAUGAUGAAAAUGAUAGUCUCUCUUAACUCUUACAACUGCAAGUAGACGUGCGGGUGCGAGUAACUUAUUGCAUUAAUGUUUCGUUCUUUGUCGUAGGGCACAGCUACAAUUGUUUUAGCGUGUAAGUGAGAUUACUAUACCGUGUGAGUGUAUGUACUACAACACAACUCUAUUAACACACUGGUUGCUGUCCAUUUAUCAAUUCUCUCACACAAACACACAUACAUAUUAGUAAUGGAAUGUGUCACACAUGAUAAACCUCUUGUUGGAAGAUUACACUUUAAAGAAAGAAAAACAAGUAAGAAAUUACACAUACACACACAACUCAAAGUUAAAAAAAUACUAGGAUGUGAUGGACGGAAUGUGUCCCUUUGACAAAGAAAAAAAAAAAUGGUAGCAGAGCGCUGCUCUCAAAAAUUGAUUGACUUUAUUCGGAAUGACCUUUAUAGAGAAUUUGGAGAUCCCUUUUACACCCGCGUGUUGGCAAAACAAAAUUAAGAGAAAACAAAACAUGCAAAAUGUACUGUUAUUUUACACAAGUUGGUGGUACUGAGAUAUGUAUUGCAUUGCACUUUGAAAACAAACAGCAAAGCAAAAGCAAAAAAAAAACAUAUAAUAACAAAUCAAAAUGUUUAAGCAAAAAAUGGUAAAACACAUAACACAAACAGCACACAAACAAAAACUCACACUUUAAAGCACAGAUCUGGUGCCUGCCAAAUAUCUGUCAGGAUAGAGUAUUCUAAACUGUAGCCUAUAUACUGUCUGGACUGUCACUGCAAAACAAAAGCUGUCACGCUAAAAGCAAAACCGUCGGAUACUAUUUAUAAAACUCUAUUUUUCGGCACUUUGCGCGCAGCCCAACGCUGCAAGCGAACAAACACAGGGUAACGAUGUGAAUGUAGUAGUCAUAGUAGCGAAAAGGACCCACCUUACACACUGAUACCACCACCCCUUAACACGCACACAUUCUCUCAACCUCCGGGCCGAUUACGAUUGUGAUUUUUGUUGUUUCCUGGGGGCCGAUCGUGUGUCCUCGACAUGAUCGGUUUGUUUUAGUAUUGCCUUACGGUUUGUUUUACCUGUGCAUACAUAUAUUGCUGUUUAAAAAAGAAAACAUACACACACACACUCAAAUAGUAGCUGACCACAGAGGAACGAACCCCAUAGCCCACAUAUACUAAACAACCAAAUAAUAGUAAAUUCUGAGGAGCGAGUCAGAAGCACUCAGCACUUGUCUCAUUCCAAAAUACGUGCAACAAACAGUAAAAAUGUGUAAUAGUAUUAGGUGGAUUUUUUUUGUGUGCAAAUAAUGUUUGAUAUACUACAUAUAUAUACAUAUACACAGAUGCAAACCAGGCAAAACAAAGUCUAUACAACAAGCAAAGCCAAUCUUCCUCAAGCAAGAUAAAUCUUUGAACAAGGCAAACAUACACAAACAAAGAAACACGCAUACAAAGAAAAUAUGGUAAACAAUUAACAAUCGUAUUAAAAGAAAAGCAAACAAAA